GCGAGAGAUCCCAACCUCCCAAAACCUCAUCACCACGAUGAAUUCCUUCGCCAGCACCCUCUCCCUCUUUCUCUCCCUCCACGACGACUCGGACCUCGACGACAACGACCCCGUCCACCCCUUGCUAUCCCUCUUGGACGCCUUACUCUCCUCCAUGGCCGCCCUCUGCUUAACACGCCACCACCUCCUAGCCCCCACCAUCGACCGCAGCGUCAAGAUGAUCCCGAACCGUAGCAGCGAUGACUCAGUUCUUCGAACCCCCGAUCAUGGAGAUGGCGGCAAGAGAGCUUCAUCCGGUACCACUCCACCAGCCCCCCUGAUAGUGAAGAGCCGACAAUUUACGGCCCUGUUCGAUGGCGGUGAGGGCGUGGUGCGAAUGCUUCGGUUUGAGGUACUUGUAAAUAAAGUACUGGAUUAAAGGCAAAGAUCGGACUGAGUUGACG
This is a messenger RNA of Malania oleifera, 443 nucleotides long. RefSeq lists its product as uncharacterized. NCBI's taxonomy places the organism in Eukaryota, Viridiplantae, Streptophyta, Magnoliopsida, Santalales, Ximeniaceae. The coding region runs from base 38 to 418 and encodes 126 amino acids. The record is from RefSeq and is a predicted model, not a curated record. The transcript has 2 exons.